AUGCCUGGUUACAAAAGAACACAAUGCACCGAAAAGUCUUCCUCGCCUUGUUAUCAUUCCUAUAGCAGACUACGUAACAGAGAGCAGAAGCCGUUUGAACUGGACUCUGCGUCAUAUAUUUUAUUUAAACGCGCAGGUACUUCAAAGCUAGAUUCUUUCACGCAAAAUGUUUCGUGGGUUUCAUUUUUUUUAAAAGGAAUGUCAACAAUAUGGGAGGUCUAACAUAUUUCCUCAUCGCCCAAUGUAUAUUUUGACUUUUGACUUUACCAUCGUCGGAGUUCGACAUACGGCUGAAUUUCCGCUUGGGACUGUUCAGGCAGUGAAUGCUUCCAAUAUUCCUUUUUCCUUGUGACAAAUUCCUUCUCACAUCCAAGCGUUUUGCAAUUGGUGUUUCCUUUCCCUAGUCACGAAAGCUCUCACCAUGAGACCGAUUAGCACUUCCGAUGCCUGGCAUCCCAAUAGGAAGUCAAAUAGAAACAGCCUUGAUUGGCGCUAAAAAUAUUAACAACACGAGAUGUUUCGAGAAUCAUCUAGUAACAAAGAUCUGCUCACUACGCAUCAACACCUCUUCUCACAAAGAAGUCUCCACCUCUCACGUUACUAUCUGUUGAAUGUUACACGAGCUCUUCUAUCCGCUUGGUGCCAUCGUCACGUCGAUAGUAGCGUGAUAAUCGAUGUCCACCUGUCGAGGGGGCAGCUACGUCACCUUAUCUGUUGGUCAGAAUUAGCAUCCGCUGGAAUUUCGCGCCCUCAAUAAGUGUUUUGGCGCCCUCGCGAGUAUGUUUUAACUGUGGCGCGGAGCGUACUACUAAAAAAACUGUUGGUUUGAACUUGUAAACAAAGCCCAAUCCUACUGAAAAGGGCUGACAAGUGGUGUUACGUUCACCAUGCCUUAUAAAAUUCAUCCAUCUCGACGAACAUGGACACUGGAAGAAACAAAAAUUCCACAAAGAGCAUGGACGUUAGAAGAAACGCAAAUACCGCACAGGCCCAACUCGGCGCGCCGUGCACCGCCAAGGAGGGACAUCCGAGGCGCUGUGAUAGUAAACCCAUCUUUUCAACGAUCUAACGAACCAGUUCUCGAAGAGAAUAUGGAACCGCAGAUGAUGGAGGCUCCCAUGCCCAGAGCACCUUCCGGCCAUCACCGAGUCGCUAUAAAGAGAGAGAAUAUAAACUUGGUACGGGAGUGUGAAUGGGAUGUAAAAAGCCUUAAGGAUGAUAAUGAUGGCAGGAUAAAAACAACCCUCAGCAAACCUCUAACUCUUAUCUUGGGUUUUGUGUGCUUGACUUCGCUUGCUUCUCUUCUUCUUACCCUACUAGUUGUUUUUGGGUCUGUUGGGACAGGAAAUUGCCCGUGUGCAAGAAACAAAGGUAAGAAUCACGAAUGCUCAAUACUGAGUAGACACAACCCAAAAACCAAAUCACCGGCCACAGCUAAAAUUGAAAGAUUAUCAGAAACCUAGGGGCGUUCAUAUUCUACCCCGGUUUUUUUUUGUUUUUGUUUUUGUUUUUUUUCUUAUUUGGCUUAAUUAAGGUAUUGCCCUUUUUUCAGUUAUAAUAGUAAGUUGCCGUUAAACAUGCAGUUAAAGAAGAACUCGAUGUCGUAGUAAUUAUAAGGAUUUAGCAUCAGGAACUGUUUAACUGUCUGAUUAACGUAACUGGAAUAACAUGGCUGUGUCUGCACUGAGAGGCGGGCACACCCACCGACGCACCCAAACCGAAACCUCCAAACUCAACUGAGCUUAAAAGAUGUUUAUUUUAGUUAAUACCUGACAGCUUUACCUGGCUGCCUGUUGAAUGUUAACUAUAUAAUGUUCUGAAUUGGUUUAUUAAAGUAAGUCAUUAGCGGAAAUUGAAGAGCCGGACGGCUAAAACAGAAGUUGUUAGACAGCGUGUCUCUUUCGUGUCUUAUGGUUCAAGCUGAAGUGCAAAGGAACCAAGCCUAAUUAGAUCGUUUUAGGAUCAGCGUUUAUUAACCUUUAUUUCCCCAGAUAAUAAGUGAAGGAAAAACUGCAACCUUUUAUUUAUAAAAUAACAAAAAAAUAAGGAACAUGAUGUCCAAGAUGCCUUAUUUGAAUGGCCCCACCGUAGGGUUUACCCUCGGUCUUAAAAAAUUAGCACUAGUAAUUAUUAUAUUAUUGUCUCAUCUCGGAUCUAGAUCUCAGGGAAUUAAAAGGGUAAAGAUUAAAAGGACACGAACUAAGGUUUCGUGAAUUUUGCGUGUUAACCUUUGUGAUCUUACAGUUCUGGACAGCAAGGAAACUAGUUCCUGUAAAAUGAAACACUAGGAUAUUGUCACUUCAAGGCACAUGAAUCAAAGCAUUGUCCGGAAACGGGAUUUCUUCCAAGGCUUACCGAGAUCAGCAACGGCCCAUUGGCUUUUCAAGAAUUGGCGAAAUAUUUCCGAAAAUGACUCACACAUUUCCCAUGAUAAAGUCAAAGGGCCUUAAACUUCAAACCACAAAUAUCUCAUCAGGUUUAAGUACGAGUCUGUCUGUCUUUCGCAUGCCUUCCAACUUUAAGGUUUAUCUUACUAAAGCCGGUCAUUAUCGACAGUUUGACUGCUCUUUUUUGGCGGCAAAACAUUAUCAGAUAUCUUAAGACUGUAUCAAGAGAGAUAUUUGUUUCUCUCGUUUUUUUAAUGUACAAGAUCCUGGAGAAAAACACCCUGCAACUUUUUUUUUUAUUUGUUUUUGUUUGUGUGUUUAUUUUCAUUCCUUCAAUGCGGGCUGAUUACCUUCGGAAAUCACGUUUUUGAUCACAUGAAAUCGAAACUGAAACGGACGUAUCUUUUUCAAGUUUCGGCUGGACAUUUCGGCCUAAGGGAAAAUUCCGUCGGAGUUCUCAUAUUUGUCCUAGCGUGUUCUCUACCUAAUCAAAGUAUUUUUUGACAUUUUGAUCAUAUCUUGCUCACUUGAAUUACGUUGACCUCCUAUCAUUAUAGUACUACUUUGUGCCGGAUGUUUUAUAGGGAUGUUUAAUCUUGAAGUCGAAGGCCAGCUGAGAGGGGGUCCUAAAAUGUAAACAGUUUUAACGUUUUAAUUUGCGAGGGCAAUCCUAAACAGAAGUAGUCAUCUGAAGACUGAUUGGUUAUCUUUCCUGAGUGCUAAAAGUGCAUUUUACUGAAUUUGAGCGAUUGAAAUAAUCCGACUACCUACAAUGUCUACACAACACCUACACUGGUCUUUGAAGGGAAGAGUUGUAUUUCAAAUAAAUCAAUUAGAUCAGUGUCGUUUCUUCCGAUUCUUUGUCGGCGAGGUUGUAUUAAGAUUGCCGGUUUAACUCGAUAAAAUUAUUGACCUUCUGAGGAGCCUUGAAUUCUUAAGCUUUAUGUGACCGCCCCUUUUUUUACCUUUCCGUUACUAAAGACAAUCUUUUUUGGUAGUAAAAGGUUCUGGUUUUAGUCCUAUAUCAUUUCACCAGAACCGAUAUGUUUUUGCAGUAGAAAGGGGUUAACUUACACCAACAUCGAUUGACUAUUAAAUUGCCAUUAAUUCCAGAUGCCUGCCCAUAAUUAAGUGACUUACAGCGAUCUCAGUAGAUGAUCAGCAGUGCGACAAAAAAAUAAUCAUGAACUUCUGAAACUGGCAAUAAGUUAACUUUGAACAGGUUGUUUUUGUAGUAAAAGUCUCUCAAAAACAGUUCUCUGGAAAAGGGGUAGAACAUGCAAAAUUGCUUGACUGGCAACGACUCUGUUGAUUGGUUUAUUUAUUUACCCUUUUAUCUUGUUUAUAACGGAUAUAGGGAUGCCACCUCGUAGUUGAUAAAAUACCGGAAUGCGGCAUUUAACUCUAUCUAUCACUUUAGCCCGGAUGCACACAAAAAACAUCUUGAGAAGAUCACGCGAUGUUGUGCCUCGGGCGAUGUAUUCCCAGUUGGUUGACGCAUUUCUGUGGCGAGUCCCGAUUAAGUAUCACUGGAGUAAAUACCCCAUUAAAUAAUUUAGUAAUUGCACAUACCUAGAACAAAAUUGCAGUUGAAAUUCUCUUUAUUGGGCAUCCUUGACGAGAAAAAAUGUGUUAGCAGGGAGCAUGAAUGAUCCUCGAAAGGCGGCUCCUAGCGAAGGGUUUUCAUCAAAAAGGCUGCCAAUAGUCCUAGAAUAGUUGUCUGCCUAUAGGGGUGUCGUUUAACCGUGCGUUGACUGUAUGUAUAUAGAUUUAGCAUUAUGCUUUUAAAAGCUUGUCAAAAAAUUAACGUGAACGGACAUCACUUAUGAAAGGUUUUUAUUAAAAGGAAAUCGUAAAGUGGUUACUCAGUAUCCACAACGCAGCAACGUUGAAAACCAUGCAAAACCGCUUCCUGAAUUUUCUAUCUUAAGCCAUACAUUUCUACUUUUUUUAUGCAUGUUCCCUUAAUCAAAAAUAUCAAAUCUCGAGUCUUCACGUAAACAGUCAAUGUUAAGUAAAACAUUUCGAUUGGUCUUGUUGGCAUACGGACAUAUGGACCGAGCUCUAUUCGUGUACUCCCCGGCGCUUGAUGAAGGCGUCUGUUUCAACUGAACCGAAAUCAAUUGCGCAAAGAACAAUUGUGAAAAUAUUCCGUUUUCACAUCAAUUUUUUUUUAUCUCAUUUUAUAUUAAAGGGUACCCUGAGUAACGGACAAUUCCCUAAAACGGAACCCUUGAUCUGUGUGCUUAUAGAUGUUCAUACUGUUUACCUGACGCAGCAGAUAUCAGUUCCGUGCUUCUCACAGCUUUUGUUUUGUCUUUUCUUAUGUCGGUAAAGAAGAAACUCCACAGCUAAAGCUUUUUAUUUUAUCUAACCCAUAAUGAUGCUUGAUUGUUCAAGCAUUGUACUGAUUUUCUCUUUGCAUUUAAAGUUGCUGGAAGCACCGGUGCAAUGAAAUCUGUUGAUGAAGAAAGAACUGUGGAUGUAUCAGGGAACUUAACCUCGUUGGACAAAAAACUGGUAAGUUAAUUUUCUUUCAGUACCCGUAUAUGCUUACGGUAGGAAUCAAAACAGUUGUUUUAAAGAAACAUUUGUAUCGUCAUUCACUUCCUACUGGAGAGAGCGGCCGACCCAAGAGGCACUGAACCGGUUCCACCCUCGAUUCAACGAGGUUUUACUGCGCGCUCUCAACCAGUAAAACAGCUGCUCCUUGUCUCGUUCCCCGUCCUUUUUUUCACCAACUUGUUGUUUUCUACUUUUAAUGAACUUUAUCCAAAUUAUUUCAGACACCAUGCACUUGGAAUGAACAUUAAGGUUGACGAUAUGAAAAGUAAUACUCAGUCGACUGUUGUUUCAUUUUUACCGCAUUUAGCCGAGUCUUUCACUUCGGUGUUGACAGUAAGUUCCGCGUUACUGCUUCGGAUAACCCUACAUUCGAUUCUAUGCUUUGCAGGCUUUCUACAAUUAGUAUUUUUAUGCUCCAAAAGUAUACCUUGGCAGGAUUAUAAGCUUCUGUAUCUGGCCACUUGAUCUUUGGAACCCAUGGAAAUACGGGGCAAAGAGGGGUGGAGGGUGGAGGGGGGGGGGGAGAGGGGAGAGUCAAUAGCCUCAGCUGCUCCAGGCUCUCAGCUAGUUUGAACUGUACGUACAGAACCUUUAAACACGUUAGGAUAUGCACUACGAGUAGUCCCUUAUUGUCCUCAGCGAUAGCAAAACCAGCGAAAUACGCGAAUGCGCGUGAAAAGCGGCACCCGCGGAAGGUGACACGCCUUCUAUACUAAAACGAGGGACUGCUUUUAAUCGACUUUUAAUAUGGUCGGUUGCGAUAGUUGUGCUAGAGGUUGGAGAAAGUAUAAUGACACAACAUGAUUAACUGCAGCAAUACUUUUAACUUUAUUGUUCGUCUGAAAAGCCGUCAUUGCCCAUUGCAACCCUAACUCAGGGUCCUCAGUCUCGAUCAAUAAUUCAUAUUGGCGUCCUCUCUAUCAUUUAACAGGAAGGAAAAAUACUUGAGGUAGAACAACGCUACGACUUUAAAGUCAAAGAGGUGAGAGUAGAGUGGACGCUAAGUUAAUUAGAGAAGAAACACCUUCAGUAAGUUUUCAUAUUUUGAAAUUAGGUAUUCAGGAUAACAACUCAUUUUUUUUCUUUAAAAAAAACUAUGAAGAAUAUGUUGCCUUUGCUCUGACACUUGCUAAUGGUAAGGCAUUAUAGUCUUCUCGGAUAAGGCAAAACAUAGGCCCCAUCUCAGAGCUGUUUCAGUGUUUUCAUUCUUGUCGGACAUAAAGAUCCCACACUGCUGCUGUUCGACCUGUUCGUAAAGAGUAGGCAACCCAGACCCCGGUGGUGUGAACAACCUAUCAGCUUGGGCUGGGUGCGUAAUGAAGGGGUAAAAGGCGAGCAAAUCCUGCUUCAUUGUUUGAUUGUGUUGAUUCACCUUGACGAAUUUCAAUAAAUAAAUAAGUAAACUAAGCCAUCAAACUGAUUGACGUUUUGCUUUUAACGAUUAUUUUGACAGCUCCUUGACAAACUUAGUGAAUUGCGGCUUACAAUUCAGCAACAAAAGAUCAACGCAGAGAAGAAAGAACUUUCUCAGGUAAGGCACUGUAGGUCUUCAUUACCCAAAAGAGGAUCGAUCGGUUUCAGGCUUCCCCUACCGGCACUAGGGUAGGGCGAGCUGGCCUGAGGACGGACAGAAGCUUUACAUUACUCUUUUAAUAAUAUGCAGCGUUUCUGUAAAGGUCAGGGUACGGUUUUGUCAGUAUUAAAAGUCCAUGCCCCGGUUGCAAUUGUUCAAACGUUUGAUAGCUCCAUCUACGGGAAAAAUCACUAUCCACUGGAUAGAGAAUUAUCUAGCGCUGUCCACGUUUUGGACAACUUGAGCCAGAACGAUAAGCUUUUAAUUAUCAAAUACUUUAGCACAUCAAAGUUAUGAUUUUCUUUUCAAUAGGAUCAACAAGAAAAAAAUCUGACAGAACGCCUAGCAUCAACGCGACUUGAACUGGAGUCACUCAAGGCUCAACUCUCUUGGGAUGUCACUAGGCUAUGGAAUACAACAAACUCUACAAGAACACAACUAAACCACUUGGAAGGCGUCUGGAUCAUAGUAAAUGCUUCAUCUGCAAGGAUUUCUAAUUUGACUAAAAAGGUAAUCCUUGGGGGGAAAUAGAUAUUAAAUAAAACGAAGAAAAUAAAGUUGUGCCGGUCAUAUGUUUCAUAGACAAGUACUCCAAGAAGGGUGCGUCCAGCCGAUCACAGACCUUAAGCCUCACCAACACUUUUUUUGAUCUUGCUUAAUGGGGCGUUUUAGCUCACAGCUACUAGGUUUUAUUUCCUUUGUCUUCUUUCAUUCCAUUAAAAAGGUUAAAUAUCAAUAACCCUAACGUUGUCGAUGACAUAAAGAAAUAGGACGCCAUUUGACCCUUCAUCAUUCGUUCUCCUUCUCAUGAUAAUAUUUUUAUUUUUUCCUAGACUGAUGAUGGGUUUGAACGCCUUUCGCGAAAUAUGAAUGCUUCUAAUGAAACCUUAGAUGAACUGCUGCUGUCUCUACAAGCUUUAAAAUUGCAGGUAAAUGGAACUACUCAAAAAGCCAACGCACGGAUAAACUUAACGUUCAAUUUUUUAGACCAAAAUAACCACAAAUCUAAGCAUUAGCUCAGGGUUGAUCUAUUUUGAAGCCGUUCAAAAAACGAGCAGGAAUUAUUAGGUGUAACAACUUUCGGCUUCGCUUCGAGUUUUUAAACCUGAUAAUACACUCCUGCUCGUUUUUUAAACAGUACUUCAAGAACGAGUCAUUGCUUCGAGUCUUGCUUGAUAGUAUUUGAGAAUGAAUUCCGGACUCUAGUUGCCCUUCCCCUUAAACUUUCCUCAUUGGCUUGCUUUAGUCAUUAACACGAUUGAAAUGCACCUAACUUUAUUUCUUCUUCAACAAUAGAUCAUCUUUCAGUUUACAUCCAUUAUUUGCAGAUUAAAAACGAAUCAGAGACGGUGUGGUUCAGGUUUAAUCAAUCGACGAAAAGUUUCGUUACCUUGAAGUCAUCUCUGGAGUCACUAAAAGAAAACGUGAGUAUAUAUUUUAAACAGUUUAAAAGGACUCGUAAAAUCUUCUGCCACUUUUUAAACAUAAUCAUGAUACCAUUUCCUUCUACACUGCGUCUUUAGGUGUCCUAUCGUUCUCAAAAACUCGAAAGCAGAAUCAAGAUGGAAGAACAGAAAUCAAACGACACAAGUUAUUUGACGGUAAAUAUAAACAGCUAUUAAAUAAUAUGUUUUUAUAACGGGUUGGAAAAAGUUUAACGUUUUAGUCUGAUUGCAUCAGGAGUUAUUGUAUUAUUAUUAUUAUUAUUAUUAUUAUUAUUAUUAUUAUUAUUAUUAUUAUUAUUAUUAUUAUUAUUAUUAUUAUCAUUAUAGUAUUUCUAUGAAUUUUCCACCGACCAGAGCAUUUCUGUAUUUGCAAUCAGCUGUGCAAUACUUUUGAUACAGUACUAGUAUGAAUCAUGGCACUUUCUUGUCAUGGCAAAUUGUGCCUAAUAUCCAGUGUAACUGUUUGCUUUCCUUCGCAUUUUUCCUUUCUCGAUCCUUUCACAAUAUCCGCUCCUAAUAUUUCUCGAAAAUUCUAAUGUCUCUGUCACCAGCAACAACACCACACAAAGUUACAAAACCUCAAGGAGAUGUUGAACUCUACACGACAGGCAACAAAAGAAGCGUCUUUGAGACAUUUGACAGCGCUGUGGUCUGUUGGGAAUAAUACAAAGAAAGAACUCUACAAGGUCUGGAUUGCGGUGAACAAGUCACAAACAGAACUUGAAGAAAAACUGCUUAAAACAAAACACAACUUCACGGAAGAGGUGAUUUUAUACUAUUUAUUUUAAAAUGUUGCAUGCAUGGCUUGUGUUAGGCGAAACCGUUUCGUAAGUCAUUUUUCUGCGUUUGACCUAUAAGCCAUUUUCGGGUUAUCUCAAGCCACUAUUUCAAAGCGAGGCUAAAAGCGAAGCCCAUUGAUAUGAAAAUCCUGGAUUUUUUAACUCUCACAGAAAUAAUACUCAUUCUCGCAAGAAGGGAUUCCAUGCGCUCAAGCCUCGAUCGUUUGUGCGGUAGAAAUUUGUGUGUUUUUGUUAGUGUCAUCAGCGAGAGAGUUAUUGAUACAAAUAUUAGCACUAUUUUUGGUCCACCAUUUAUUUUGUUUUCCUGAUUUCUCCUACAUUUUCUGCAGUUACGCCAAGCAAAAGCUGUUCUUGAGUCAUCUGAUGCUACAUUAUUUGCCUCACUAACCAAUGUAAAUGCAAGUCUUGCAGAAAAGGUGAGAAUUGACCCUGGAUACGUUACUCAUUUUGAGUACGUGUAAAAAAAAUAACACAAGACCAGUCAAAGUUUUUAUGCGAUGAUAAUUAUGUUUACUAUGGCUGUUACAAUGGUAAAGAAAAAAACCCUAACAAUCAGAGUUUUUAGAUAUAUUAUUCUGUAAUUAACGCGUCCUUUUGUAACUGAUCUUGAGAAUUAUAAAUGCCCCAUGAAUAAAUGGAACGUUUUUUUCCUUAGUCUGCUACACAGCCGUUUUUAGUUUCGUUACGCAAUUGACGACCCUUAAAACGGCUGUGUAGCAGACUAUGGCUCCCUCAGCACCGUCGGAAACAAUGAAGACUAAUCUGAACUUGAAAGCUUUCUUGAUUCAUUAUCUACAGAUAAAAAACGCGAGCAAAAUGGCAGGUCCAAUUGGACCUCCAGGUUUUAAUGGAAGUCGAGGACCCCCGGGUCAAGCGGGAUCCAGGGGUGAACAAGGUCCUAAAGGAGCUGGAGACUUCAGCGCAUGCCAUUAUAAACGCGAUCAAGAGACUAAAACUGAAGGUUCAGACCAGAUAGUUGUGGCCAUUGCUGAGUCUAACGUAAGUAUUAUCCAUAAGGUUAUUUUUGAAUAGGACAUUUUGCAUGCAUGCAUCCGCAGAGUUACAUGUUACAAUUAUAGGAAUAUUCUCACUCAUGGAUUACUCAAUUUUACAUCCAACGGAGAGCACUUUGAAACUCAAUCAGAGUCAUUGUAUACCUACUUUGCUAUCUAACAGAACGGGCAAAUUCCGCCCAGGAUAUCUUAUGUGCCAUUAGCCGAAAGAAAACAUCUUACAGCUUCCGUGUCACGCUGAAGGGUUAAAGUAUAGCCUAUGCCAGGCUCGUGCCCGUUUUUGAAACUGUUUUCACGAUUUCCCGAUUUCUGCACAUUACCAGCCUGGGACAUGGUAGUUAGAGUAGAAAUGAAGACAUAAGUGUUUGUUUUGAAGAUUCAAGCCUGCAUAAAAAAAAAUUAAAUAAUUUCCUGCCUUAAAGGAAAAAGUAUUAGGUGUUAGGAAAAGCAAUCAUGCUGAACACUGACAGGAUGAUUUUAUAUUUCUUCACAGGGAAAGAGACUACUAGGGGUAACAUGUUCCACAAAUUCUGCAGAAGAGUAUAAUCUUUUUUCGAUACUAGAUGGCAGUGUGAGACGAUACAGUUGCAUUUGUAAAGGAACGUCCACACUUUUCCCAAUUCGUUCGGGAGAGCAAAUGACCUGCUAUAUGAACUACUGGGAAUGCCCUUUAACAACUUAA
Porites evermanni is the source of this 10465-nucleotide messenger RNA. The record is from the annotation of a GenBank genome assembly. NCBI's taxonomy places the organism in Eukaryota, Metazoa, Cnidaria, Anthozoa, Scleractinia, Poritidae.